Pseudozyma hubeiensis SY62 is the source of this 1380-nucleotide messenger RNA. RefSeq lists its product as hypothetical. NCBI's taxonomy places the organism in Eukaryota, Fungi, Basidiomycota, Ustilaginomycetes, Ustilaginales, Ustilaginaceae. Gene Ontology annotation, biological process: small GTPase-mediated signal transduction. The transcript is spliced from 4 exons. The record is from RefSeq and is a predicted model, not a curated record. The coding region runs from base 1 to 1380 and encodes 459 amino acids. Gene Ontology annotation, molecular function: GTPase activity; GTP binding.
AUGGCGAGCAAGGCCGCGAUCAAGCGCCUCACCAAGGAGGCGCAACUCAUGGACAAGGAUCCCCCGCCGCUCGUUUACGCCCGACCUCGUGAGGACAACAUCCUUGAAUGGCACUACAUCCUUCGAGGCCCUCCCGACACUCCGUACGCAGGCGGUGAAUACCAUGGCCAGCUCCUCUUCCCACCCGAGUUCCCGUUCAAGCCUCCCGGCAUCAAGAUGCAGACGCCCAGCGGACGCUUCGCGCCCAACACCAAGAUCUGCACCUCGAUGAGCGACUACCACCCUCACACCUGGCAGCCCGGCUGGAACACCUCGACCAUCCUGAUCGGUCUGCUUUCUUUCAUGUGCUCCGACGAGAUGACCACUGGCUCGGUCACCGCCUCGGACGCCGAUCGUCGAAAGCUGGCUGCGCAGUCGCAUGAGUUCAACCUCACUCAGAAGAAGUUUUGUCAGAUCUUUCCCGAAUACGCCGAUGCGGAGCUCAAGGAUCUGCCCAAUAUGGGAGACAAGAAGCCCGCAGAUGGAGACGCUAGUGGCAGCUCGAGCAAGACUGAAAAGGCGUCGCGCCAAACAACACCAACUCCACUUUCGAGUUCGUGCAGCACCACUACCAUCUCUCUAACCGUCAGGAUCGUCGAUUACCCACUACGAGCUCGAAAAGACACUGUUUUUACCCGGUCAACGUUCACACUCCUCUACGAACGGUUUGCGCGAAAACACUUUCCCCAUCUCUUCGGUUGCAUCGAACGGCAAAUACGCUCAAUGACGCUGUGUGGGCUACUUCCGAGCGGCAGCGAUGCAGGUGCGGGACCUUCGAGUCGAGGGAUCAGCCGCAAAGUGUUGGUGUUGGGCGAUGGAGCAUGCGGAAAAACCAGCCUGCUGUUCGUAUACAUCAAGCAGGAGUUUCCGCAAACAUACGAACCGACGGUAUUCGAAAACUACACGCACACCCAACCUCUCCCCCUCGGCUCGGUCCACCUAACCCUCUGGGACACCGCUGGUCAGGAAGAAUUCGACAAACUCCGCUCGCUCUCCUACGCCGAUACCCACGUCAUCCUCCUCUGCUUCAGCACCGACAACCCCGUCUCCCUCGAAAACAUCGAGUCUCGUUGGAUGCCAGAGAUUCGCGAAUACUCUCCCACCGCCAGAAUCGUCCUCGUCGCCCUCAAGUGCGAUCUUCGUGACCAACACGCACAGGAAAAGAAGCAACUGUUGACGUACGAGCAUGGCGUAACCGUGGCGAAAAGAAUCAAAGCCGCAAGGUACCUCGAAUGCUCAGCAAAGAAGAACAGAGGCGUACAGGAGGUCUUCGUCGAAAUCGCAACUGUCGCUGCAAACGUUGGCAGAAGUCGUUCAACAUCAGCGUGUGUCAUAGCAUAG